Cucurbita moschata (crookneck pumpkin) is the source of this 1920-nucleotide messenger RNA. Its product is annotated as putative disease resistance protein RGA3. Gene Ontology annotation, molecular function: ADP binding. Lineage: Eukaryota; Viridiplantae; Streptophyta; Magnoliopsida; Cucurbitales; Cucurbitaceae. Gene Ontology annotation, biological process: defense response to other organism. Bases 12 to 1898 code for a protein of 628 amino acids. The transcript has a single exon. The record is from RefSeq and is a predicted model, not a curated record.
AGAAGAAAACCAUGGCGGAAUUCUUGUGGACCUUCGCUGUGCAAGAAGUGUUGAAGAAGACGCUGAAACUGGCGGCUGAGCAGGUUGGCCUGGCAUGGGGAUUCAAGGAUGAACUCUUGAAAAUGAAGGAUUCUUUACUCAUGGCGCAAGCCAUCCUAACGGAUGUUGAAAAAAUGAAGGUAGACCUUAACUCCUUAAAGCUAUGGGUGAAGAAGCUUGAAGAUAUCGUCUUCAAAGCCGAUGUUUUGCUUGAUGAGCUCGCUUAUGAAGACGUUCGAAGUAAAGUGGAAAUCGGGAAAGAUAUGAUGGUACGCAAUUUCUUUUCGUUCUCAAAAAAUUUCUUUGUUUUUCGUCUCAAAAUUGCAAAUGAAAUCACAACCGUUACUAAAAAGUUGGAUGAGUUAGUUUCUACAAAAUGUCCUCUCGGAUGUGUUGCUACAACAUUUAAUGAAAUUGAAACUGAAACUGAUCUUAACCAAGUACGAGAGACGGACUCCUUUCCUGAUGAAAUUGGAGUUAUUGGGAGGGAAACUGAAGUAUCAAAUAUAGUGGAUAAACUACUCGCUCUUAAGAAUCAAGAAACUUUGGUUGUUUUACCCAUCGUUGGUACUGGUGGAUUAGGAAAAACAACUCUUGUGAAGGAGGUUUUCCAUCAUGAUAUGAUAAGGAAGAAUUUCGAUACAACUAUAUGGGUAUGUGUGUCUGACCAUUUUAAAAUCAACAAAAUUUUGAGAGCAAUCGUGGGAUCCUUGAAUCCAACAUUUGGUGGCUCAGAUGAAAGGGAACUCAUACUUCGGGAGCUCAAAAGUCUGUUGAGUGUCAAAAAGUAUUUUCUUGUGCUCGAUGAUGUUUGGAAUGAAGAACCCGUUCUAUGGAAUGAGUUGAGGGCUUGUUUACUAAAGAUCAGUCAAAAUGUUGGAAGUGCUAUAGUUGUGACUACUAGAAGUGAUAAAGUUGCUGAAAUUAUGGAGACAAAUUACAGACAUCAUCUAAGGCAGUUGUCGGACCAUCAUUGUUGGUCUUUAUUUGAAGAAUGUGCAUUCAGAAGUGAUUUAUCAAUAAUUCCUAUUGUGAUUCGAGAACUACUUGUUAAAAAAUUUGGUGGUAUACCAUUGGUUGUGAAAGUGUUGGGAGGAAUGGUGAAAUCAUGCAAGAAUGAUGAUGAACUGCAAUCGACUUUAGAAAAUCUAGUGAGAAUUGAAUUACCAAAGGAAAAUCUUAUUUUAUCCACAAUCAAAUUAAGUGUGGACCGUCUACCAUCUUCCUCAUUGAAACAAUGUUUUGCGUACUGUUCAAAUUUUCCACCAGACUUUUGUUUCUACAAGGAAGCACUUGUUCAGAUGUGGAUAGCACAAGGGUUUAUUCAACUACCCAAUGGAAGCAAUGUAACGAUGGAGGAUAUUGGAGUGAUGUAUUUCGAUAUUUUGUUGUCUCGUUCCUUGUUUCAAGAUGUUUUCAAGGAUAAGAGAGGAAAAAUUAUAUACUGUAAGAUGCAUGAUCAUAUACACGAGGUCGCAUGUGCUAUUUCAAAUGAUCAAAAUUUGAGAAGGCACCUUGUAACGAAUGGAAAAUCAGAAAGUGAUGAAGUUCUUUCGAUCCGUCAAAGAAGAAGAAUAGUUUAUUGUUGUGAAAAUGUACACUUUGAUAAUCGGGAUAUGAUCAUCAACUUCAUCUACUUGCGCGUUUUAAUUAUUGAUUAUGGAUUCAUAACUGAAUUGUCAGAUACAAUCGGUAAAUUGAAGCAUUUGAGGUAUCUUGACAUUUCAAAGUCUGGAAUAAAUACGCUCCCAAAAUCUAUCGUUUUACUUUACAAUUUGCAGACUUUGAAGCUCGGACGUGAUGUAAAGCUUCCUACAAAGUUGAGAAAGUUGGUCAACUUUAAGGCAUUUGGAAUUUGAUUUUGGUUAUUCAAAUCAAGUU